Messenger RNA from Ixodes scapularis (black-legged tick), 2415 nucleotides. RefSeq names its product NADH-ubiquinone oxidoreductase 75 kDa subunit, mitochondrial (gene ND-75). The transcript is spliced from 4 exons. The record is from RefSeq and is a predicted model, not a curated record. Lineage: Eukaryota; Metazoa; Arthropoda; Arachnida; Ixodida; Ixodidae. Gene Ontology annotation, cellular component: membrane. Gene Ontology annotation, biological process: ATP synthesis coupled electron transport. The coding region runs from base 138 to 2327 and encodes 729 amino acids. Gene Ontology annotation, molecular function: NADH dehydrogenase (ubiquinone) activity; iron-sulfur cluster binding.
AAAACUAAAUGGUGGCAGAGCCACUGAGAUACGGGAACUGUUUUGCCAGGGGGCGCGGGGUUGAAAGUGACCUCCAUCUUCCCGUUCUUCGGUGAGAAUUUUCUUGCCGCUGAGCAUCGGUCGUUUUUGCGACAAAAAUGCUUCGGUUUCCCCUGAGCCAGGGGCUGAAGGGGUCCCUCAGACCCCUGGUGCAAACCGCGGGUCUGCGAACCGGCUCCGCGCAAACGCAACAGCAGCAACAGCAACGCCAGCCAGAGAAGAUAGAGGUCUUCAUUGACGACCAGCCUGUCCUGGUCGAACCGGGUACCACGGUGCUGCAGGCCGCCGCUAUGGUCGGGGUCGAGAUCCCACGUUUCUGUUAUCACGAGCGGCUUUCGGUGGCCGGUAACUGCCGCAUGUGCCUCGUCGAGGUCGAGAAGUCCCCCAAACCGGUGGCAGCGUGCGCCAUGCCCGUCAUGAAGGGCUGGCGAGUGCGCACCGACUCGCCGAUGACCCGCAAGGCCCGCGAGGGCGUCAUGGAGUUCCUCCUGAUGAACCAUCCACUGGACUGCCCCAUCUGCGACCAGGGUGGCGAGUGCGACCUGCAAGACCAGUCGAUGGCGUUUGGCAGCGAUCGGAGCCGUUUCACGGACGUGACGCACUCCGGUAAGCGCGCCGUCGAAGACAAGGAUGUGGGCCCGCUUAUCAAGACCAUCAUGACCCGGUGCAUCCAGUGCACGCGCUGCAUCCGCUUCGCUUCUGAGGUGGCCGGCGUGGACGACCUGGGCACGACCGGCAGGGGAAGCGACAUGCAGGUAGGCACCUAUGUGGAGAAGAUGUUCAUGUCCGAGCUGUCUGGCAAUGUCAUCGACCUGUGCCCCGUCGGCGCCCUCACCUCCAAGCCGUACUCGUUCGCAGCCCGGCCCUGGGAGACGCGCAAGGUGGAGAGCGUGGACGUACUCGAUGCGGUCGGCAGUAACGUGGUGCUGAGCACACGCACGGGUGACCUACUGCGGGUUCUUCCCCGCCCCAAUGACGACAUCAACGAGGAAUGGAUCUCGGACAAGACGCGCUUCGCCUGCGAUGGCCUGCGUCGGCAGCGACUCACUACGCCGAUGCUUCGGGACGAGAAGGGACUUCUGCAGCCGUGCGGCUGGAAGGAAGCCCUGCUGGCUGUUGCCUCCAAGCUUCAGUCGGCCGGCCCCGGCAAGGUGGCGGCCAUCGCGGGAGCCCUAGCCGACGCAGAAGCCCUGGUCGCCCUCAAGGACCUGGUGACCUCGCUGGGCGGCGAGGCGCUCUGCACCGAGGAACGGUUUCCGACCAGUGGCGCUGCCGACCUGCGCUCCAACUACAUCCUCAACGCUGGCAUUGCGGCCAUUGACGAAGCUGACUUGCUGAUCCUCUUGGCUACGAAUCCGCGUUGGGAAGCGGCCACCCUGAACGCCCGUAUCCGGAGGGCCUGGCUUCACAACGAGCUGCGGGUGGCCCUGCUGGGUCCGAAGCUGGAUUUGACGUACGAGUACGAGCAUCUCGGCGACAGCGCCUCGACGCUGGAGCAGUUGGCGCAGGGAAAGCAUCCGUUGUCUGCCGCUCUGGCUGCGGCCAAGAGGCCAAUGGUGGUCGUUGGCAGCGUGGCGCUGCAGAGGCCAGACGGGGCGGCCCUGCUCGGUCUGGCACAGGCCCUGGCGGCACAGGCACGGGGUUCCGACCAGGGUUGGAAGGUGCUCAACGUGCUGCACAGGGUGGCGAGCCAGGUGGCAGCACUGGACGUCGGGUACACAGGAGGAGUCGAUGCCGCCAAGGAGGCUCAGCCGUCGGUGCUGUACCUCCUGGGUGCUGACGAGGGCCUGGUGUCGCGUGCUGACCUCCCGGAGGACUGCUUUGUGGUGUACCAGGGGCAUCACGGGGACCGGGGAGCGGAGCUGGCCGACGCUAUUCUGCCAGGUGCUGCCUACACAGAGAAGCAGGCCACCUACGUCAACACGGAGGGACGCCCCCAGCAGACGCUUCCUGCUGUGGGGCCGCCGGGACUGGCUAGGGAGGACUGGAAGGUGGUCCGUGCCCUCUCCGAGGUCGCUGGAGUUCACCUUCCUUACGAGAGCCUGAGCGAGAUCCGUGGUCGCAUGACAGAGCUUGCCCCACACCUGACCCGUUACGGAGAACGUGAGGAGGCCAGCUCAUUCAUGGCACCUCCCAAAGACCUGCCGGCCCUGUCCAGCCAGCAGCCUUUGCACCCGAGGCUACUGACGCUGAGGGAUUUCUACAUGACAGAUGCCAUCAGUAGGGCCUCCCCCACCAUGGCCCGGUGUAUGCAGGCGGUAGACCAGCAGGCCAGCAGGCCCUACUAGCGAGAGUUGUUUAACUGUAUAUACCUCUAGGGAAGCUGUGGGCCAUGAGUGUCUUUAGUCUGCCAAUAAAUACUUAUGAAAAACCCCA